AAGAGGACACGGGGCUUUCUUCUCGGGGUCUGCCUGGUCCCCCCCGUGCUGCUGCCACUGCUGCUGCUGCUGCAGCUGGUGAGGGGAGCCCCCCUUGGCCAGGGGCUGUACCCCAUGCCGGCCAGCGUCCUGCAAGCGCUGUCGAGCCGAGGGACGCUGGUGCUGGAGGCAGCGCUGAGGAGCGCGCUGCUGGCUCUGGAACGGGCGCUGGCUGAGCAGCAGUGGCAGCGGGGUGCCUGCGGGCUCUGUGCCCCCUGCCUCUUCCCCCCCUGUGCCAACCUCACCCACCGCUGCCCAUCACCAGCUGUGCCCCCUGCCGUGCCCCCUACAAUGCCCCCCAGCUGCCAGGCCCUGCUGGAUGCCCAGGCACUGCCCGAGCUGCCCAAGCGCAACUGGGCGCUGAGCCAGGCAUGUGCCCCCUACCAGCACCUGUGCCCACCCGAGGAGGCCCAACACACCUGCACCCCACUCAGUGCCCAGCUCUGCCUCCACCGCCUCCAGGAGUGCCGGAUGGCAGCCGCAGCCCCAGGUGCCGAUGCAACAGCAGAGGCGGUGAUGCCAGGGACAUGUGGGCACCGUGGGGGCCGCCAGGACAACGGCACGGCCCACCGAGGACGGAUCAUGGGCGGCAGCGUGGCCCCACGUGGGGCCUGGCCCUGGCUGGUGUCGGUGCGGCUCCACGGGGAGCUGAUGUGUGGAGGGGUGCUGGUGGGGCACUCCUGGGUCCUCACCGCAGCCCACUGCUUCACUGGGAACCGGAAUGAGCUGGUGUGGACAGUGGUAGUGGGUGACCAUGAGCUGGGCAAGCCAGAUGCGGGCGAGCGGACAGUGCCCGUCCGGCGCAUCCUGCCUCACCCCAAGUUUAACCCCAAGACAUUUCAUGGGGACCUGGCACUGCUGGAGCUGGCGGUGCCGUUGGCCCCGUCGCCCACCGUCAGCCCCGUGUGCCUGCCCAGCAGCCCCGCAGAGCCCAGCCCUGGCACUGCCUGCUACAUCGUGGGCUGGGGGUCCCUCUAUGAAGAGGGGCCAACAGCCGAUGUGGUGAUGGAGGCGCGGGUGCCCCUGCUCAGCCAGGAGACGUGUCGGGGUGCCCUGGGCAAGGACCUGCUCACCAGUGCCAUGUUCUGUGCUGGGUAUUUGUCUGGGGGAAUAGACUCCUGUCAGGGAGACUCAGGGGGCCCGCUGGCGUGCCAGGACCCCUCCUCUCACCGCUUCGUCCUCUACGGCAUCACCUCGUGGGGUGAUGGUUGCGGCGAGCGGGGCAAACCGGGCGUCUACACCCGUGUUGCUGCCUUUGUGGACUGGCUGAGCCUCCAGAUGGACCCUGCCCCCAGCAGCCGGGAACCGAGCUGCUUCGACCUGCUGGCGCUGGCCCAGCUGCCCCCCGAGCAGCAGCCCCCCGAGCGUGCCCGCCUCUGCGCCUUCUAUGCCAGGUCCUGCCGGCCCCCCCAAGGCCGGGCUGCCUGUGCCCGCCUGGCCGAGGAGACCUGCCGUGCCAGGACAAGACGAUGUGAGUUGCACUCCUAUGCCCAGACCUUGGUGGAUCUCCUGCGCCGGGCUGGUGACUUCAUCCGAAACCAGUUUGACUUCUCCUUCCUCACCCACACCCUGCCCCAGCUCCUGGGCAAGAUCUAUGGGCACCUCUUCCCACCCCGCGUUCGCAGGGAUGCCCCAGGCCUGGUUGUGGCAGGGGGCCAGCCCAGCCCCACAGCAAAGGGAGCCCAGAGACCCCCCUCCAGGCAGGGGACAGGGCAGUCACCCCACUUCGCAGGGCUCUUUGGGGCUGUGGGGCCCCAGCUGCAGGACUGGGUGGAGGCGCUGAGGGCCAUGGCGGGGGGCAGCUUCCCAGCACCUACCCCAGAUGAGGAGCAGCUGCCGAGGGAGACGUGGCUCUUCUUGCAGCAGGGAGAGGAGGUGGUGGAGGAGCUGGUGGGACAGGGACGAGCCUUCCUCGCACAGCUACGGGCAGAGCUGGACCUCGACACCCCUCUUGAAGCCAUGGAACCACAAUGGGCACCUGAAAAACUGUCAGGGACCCCUGCACUCAGCCGGUCUGCACCAAGGGAGAAACGUGAGCUGGUGCCUACGGAGCUCCCAGGGGUGGAGGAGGAGGAGGCAGAUGUGGGCAGAGUUUGCCCUGGCCUCAACGAGUCGGCAGCGCGGGUGGGUGCGGUGCGGGAGCUGUACGCAUGGGUGCUGCGGGUGCCUGAGCCAGACCUGGCCAUGACCUUCCAGGAGAUCCUGGUGGACUUGACCUCCAAAAAUGCCAAGGGGCUAUACCGGGCGCAGGUGCGGGCCACAGUAGGGGGCCGCCCCACGGUCUUCGCUGGCCUGGUGGGGCUGGAGAGCGACUCACUGGCCCGCAGCAUGCCUGGCCUCGUCGCUCUGGCACUCGAGGCACUGAAAACAUAAUGGUGCCCUGGGGCAACAUGCCAGUAUGGGGAUGGGACACUGGGGUAGUGGUCUUUUAUAUCCUCCGAACACAGUUGCAUCUCCAGCUCAGGCUCUUCCACAUUUUUGUCCCUCAUCGUGCCUCAGUUUCCCUCUUCCUGCCAGCACUGGCCAUCCUCCCCAGGGCAAUGGGGCACUGGGGGAGACCUGGAGUGUCUCAGCCAAGGAUCUCAGCCCUCCUCUCCCCUGGGACCCCCACCUUGGCAAGCCCACCCCCACCUCAUUUUCCCUAGAGGCACUUGGGCUGUUAUUUAUUUGUACAGAGAAAGGUCUAUUUUUCAAUAAAGACGGGUUUUAUUUUCCAGUA
Messenger RNA from Columba livia (rock pigeon), 2758 nucleotides. It is a transcript of the gene PRSS56, whose product is annotated as serine protease 56. The transcript is spliced from 17 exons. The coding region runs from base 115 to 2412 and encodes 765 amino acids. Gene Ontology annotation, molecular function: serine-type endopeptidase activity. NCBI's taxonomy places the organism in Eukaryota, Metazoa, Chordata, Aves, Columbiformes, Columbidae. The record is from RefSeq and is a predicted model, not a curated record. Gene Ontology annotation, biological process: proteolysis.